AUGAGCUACGCCCUGGCUGCGUAUCCCAAUCGAUACACCGUAAUCCAGACCGGUGACAGGAAUGGCAAUACUCUCCCAGCCGCUGUCGUGGACGGUGUGGUGACCCAUCCGUUCCACUACGGCUGCCCUCCUGCGUCGCCAGAACAACAAACUCAGUGUCCUCGGAGCAGCAGUAUUCUUGUCACCUUUAGCCAUCUACUCCCUCGCACGGCUCAACAGCCGCUCUUCAAGACCAAGGCACAGCCUGCAAGCCGAAACAGGGUGGAGGCGGUGGCUUGCCGACAAGUUUAA
Molecule: messenger RNA, 291 nt
Organism: Pyricularia oryzae 70-15
Lineage: Eukaryota; Fungi; Ascomycota; Sordariomycetes; Magnaporthales; Pyriculariaceae
Exons: 2
Coding region: 1-291 (96 amino acids)
Source: RefSeq, a predicted model, not a curated record